This is a messenger RNA of Penicillium antarcticum, 945 nucleotides long. RefSeq names its product GTP cyclohydrolase I. Lineage: Eukaryota; Fungi; Ascomycota; Eurotiomycetes; Eurotiales; Aspergillaceae. Gene Ontology annotation, molecular function: GTP cyclohydrolase I activity; zinc ion binding; GTP binding. The coding region runs from base 1 to 945 and encodes 314 amino acids. The record is from RefSeq and is a predicted model, not a curated record. Gene Ontology annotation, cellular component: cytoplasm. The transcript is spliced from 4 exons. Gene Ontology annotation, biological process: tetrahydrofolate biosynthetic process; tetrahydrobiopterin biosynthetic process.
AUGUUGAACGGAAGCUCGCCCCUGCAGCGCUCCUCCACAGGCCACCGUGAUGAGCGUGAGCGUGAGAGCCUCAAUUCUUCCAUCCGAUCCUCCUUUGAACCCCGUGUUCCCCUCCAAUUUGAGACUGGAGCUGGUGUUGGAGCCGUCUCCACCGAGUCCACUGCCACUGCAUCAGUGCCAAUUCGCAAUGUGGUGCCGGUCCGGCCUACCCUGAAUGACCCUCCCCGUGACCCCCGGGAUGAAGGCGGCCCAUUGACCCCUCCGGCCACCGUCAGCCGUCCUGCCAGCCCCUACACAAUGAACCCACCCAUCGACUUUGAUGGCCUUAGCUGGCCUUGCCCCGGAACUAGACAGCGGCUGGAGUCGACACCGGAGGAGACCGACCAAAGAAUCCAGAAGUUGUCCGGAGCUAUCCGAACUAUUCUUGAAUGCAUCGGGGAGGACCCUGAAAGAGAAGGUCUUCGCGAGACACCAGAGAGAUAUGCUAAGGCAAUGCUCUACUUCACCAAGGGUUACGAGGAGAACGUCCGGGAUCUGGUCAACGGCGCCGUCUUUCACGAGGAUCACGACGAGUUGGUAAUUGUGAAGGACAUCGACGUUUUCUCGCUUUGCGAGCACCACAUGGUUCCAUUCACUGGAAAGAUGCACAUUGGUUACAUUCCUGACCGUCGUGUCCUUGGUUUGUCCAAACUGGCUCGCCUAGCGGAGAUGUUCUCCCGCAGACUUCAAGUCCAGGAGCGUUUGACCAAGCAAGUCGCCCUUGCCAUCUCGGAAGUCCUCAAGCCUCGUGGAGUUGGUGUUGUCAUGGAGUCUUCUCACCUUUGCAUGGUCAUGCGUGGCGUGCAGAAGGUCAGCAGCACCACGACUACCAGCUGCAUGCUUGGAUGCAUGCGGUCCAGUGCUAAGACCCGGGAGGAGUUCUUGACGUUGCUCAACCGCAGGUAA